This is a messenger RNA of Salvia hispanica, 2283 nucleotides long. It is a transcript of the gene RKF3, whose product is annotated as receptor-like kinase in in flowers 3. Gene Ontology annotation, molecular function: ATP binding; protein kinase activity. NCBI's taxonomy places the organism in Eukaryota, Viridiplantae, Streptophyta, Magnoliopsida, Lamiales, Lamiaceae. Gene Ontology annotation, biological process: protein phosphorylation. The record is from RefSeq and is a predicted model, not a curated record.
AAUCACAGUGGUAAAAUUGCCGCCUUCUCCGAACCUUCUCUCUCUGCAGUCUGCAACUAGUCAUCGUUGCUAAGCCGCCACCUGCAGCUGCAAAUGAAACUCACCUCCCCUCCAUUUUCUCACAAUUGCAAGCCUCGCUCAUCCCUUCAUCUCCUCAAUUUUAGAUGCUUCGCUUCAUUUAUUUGUUGCUAUUUUUACUCUCACUUUCCCAAUUACUAAUAAUCCAAUCGGCGUCCUUCUCGGGACACCGCCGCAGCCUCCUCCAAAACGACACCAAAUGCCCUCUCCACUUUGGAUUCCUGCGGCGGCUGGCGCCGGACUCCAAACGCCCUAAUCUCGACACCCACUCCGAGUGCCAGUACAUCCUGCAAGGCCUCCGCCUCGUCCUCGCCGACCACCUCCGCCGCACCGACUCCUUCCUACCCCCGCUCGACUCCGCCGACUCGUGCUGGGGCGUCUACCAGUCGCUCGUCGGGGAGUACGUCUCCGGCUUCGACAUCCGCAGCCGCUGCGGCUUCGAGACGCCGUGGAUCGCCCGCGGCUGCAUGAACAUCACCACGCGCCAGGAGUUCGAGAAGGCCGUGCCUCGACCCGCCCUCGACGAGGUCGAAGCCGCCUGCAAUCAGUCGCUCCUCAACAAUUCCCCCUGCGCCUCCUGCACCGUCAAGCUCGCUAGAAUUAGGGCGUCGUAUCUGCAGGGAGCGUCGAUCGGGAACGUCUCCGAUUGCACGGCGUAUCCCUUCAUCUACGCCGCGGCCUUCUCCAAUCAAUUCGGCCCCACCGAUGUAGGUACGACUAAGUGUUUGUUCAAUCUCGAUUUCACAUCGCCCAAAUCGAAUAGCAAGAGGAAGAAGAUUGUCAUUUCUGUUGUAGUGGUUGCUUGCGUUUUGAUUUUGGUCCUAGGGUUUGCUGUGUUCUGGUUCGUUCGGCGUAGGAAGGAACGAUUAUUGAAGCAGAAAUUGAAAAGUAUGCGAACCGAUACUAAUAUGAGCUCUGGAUUAGAUUCAAUUAGUGCUAGCACAACAUUGAUUAGGUUCACAUUCGACGAAAUUAAGGCGGCCACAAGAAAUUUCGCUAGGGAUCAUAUAAUUGGGAGAGGAGGGUAUGGAAAUGUGUAUAAGGGCGUUUUGCCUGAUGGCUCUGAAGUUGCAUUGAAGAGGUUCAAGAACUGCUCUGCAGCAGGGGAUGCUAGUUUCACUCAUGAAGUCGAGGUAAUCGCGAGUGUCAGACAUGUAAAUUUGGUUGCUUUGAGAGGAUAUUGCACGGCCACUACGCAUCUGGAGGGUCAUCAGAGGAUAAUUGUGUGUGAUCUGAUGAAGAAUGGGAGUGUUCAUGAUCAUUUGUUUGGGUUGGUGGAGAACAAGUUGAGUUGGCCUAUACGCCAGAGGAUUGCCCUUGGGACGGCUAGGGGGCUCGCUUAUCUGCAUUCUGGUGCACAGCCCUCGAUUAUUCAUAGGGAUAUUAAGGCGAGUAACAUUCUGUUGGACGACAAGUUUGAGCCUAAGGUGGCGGAUUUUGGAUUGGCGAAGUUCACACCAGAGGGGAUGACACACUUGAGCACUAGAGUUGCAGGGACAAUGGGAUAUGUGGCACCUGAGUAUGCGUUGUAUGGACAGUUGACGGAGAGGAGUGAUGUUUAUAGCUUUGGAGUGGUGCUGCUUGAGCUUUUGAGUGGGAAGAAAGCACUCAUUGCGGUGAAUGAUGGACAGCCGACUCUAGUGACUGACUGGGCCUGGUCUUUGGUUCGGAAAGGGAGAGCUUUGGAUGUAGUGGAAGAGGAUAUGCCGGAAUUGGGCCCUCCGGAGCUUGUGGAGAAGUAUGUGUUGGUGGCUGUUCUGUGUUCGCACCCUCAACUAUAUGCUAGGCCGACAAUGGAUCAGGUUGUGAAGAUGUUGGAUACAGACGUGGCCAUCCCUUCAAUACCUGAAAGGCCGAUUUCUCUCAUUGCGAAUCUUGAUGACAUCGAGAGGUCUGUGAGUAGUAGUGGUUCUGGUACUCUGUCGACGCCUGCUGGGUAUCAAACUUACACUUAUGAGCACGAGGAGGAGAAGGAAGAUGAGAACCAAAGUGGUAGGUAGCUUCCUUCGAGCAGGCUCAUUUUUUUGGUUGAUGUAUAGUCAUGGCAAUGAUUCUUUAUAAGUUGAACAAUUGUUGUUCAAAGCAUUGGGGUGAAGUGUUUUAUCACACGCUGUAUAGUUAUUUUCCAUUUUUUGUACAAAUAUGUAUUUUUAUGUGUUCUUGUGGGUUGAUGCCCCAAAUGAAGCCAGAUUAUCUUUCUCACUA